AAUUAAAGCAAUGGACCAAAAAAAAGUUUCACUUGGGCCUCUUAAAUGAGGGGAACACAAAGCCCUUCUGUGAAAUGGGCUCAAAGGAAAAGCCGCUUGAUUCUUUCCUUAGUGGAAGCUGUUGAAGUGGCUGCCUGGAAACCAAGAGGGCUGGUUGACACCAGAGACAGCGCACAAAAGAAGGCGGAUCUAUGAGACUGAAAUUUUAAACAGGAGCUCCCUGCCUUUGCAGAAUGAGCUAAACUCCUGCUAGGGCAGGACAGAGCGGCAGAGGCUCAUUAGCCGGGGAACAUCCUCUGUCAGGAGACCUGAAGAGCCACUUGCAGUCUUGUCACUGUACCAGAAGUCACUGAGAGAGCUGAGGUGUCUGCUGCUUCUGUAAGCAGCAACUUUCAGAGUAUGAAGGAAACGAGGCUGCAUUCAGGGACAUGGGGGUUUUCAUGUUAAGCACUGAUGGGUCCAUGGCUGGAGUAGAGGUCUGAAACAGGCAAUGAGAGCGUGGAGAAGCUGGUCCUUCCGGAGGCUGAGAGGGAAGGUUUUCAGGAAGACCACGCUCCUGUUUGUGCUCUUCUGGUUUGCACUGUGGAUUUUGGUGAACACACUGGUGUUCAUGCAUGGGACCAUCUUCUCUGACUUCUGCACUGAUGAGAAAAGCAAGAGGAUUCUGGCAAGAGUGUGUGAAGAAUACAAAGAAGGGACACUAACUGGAGACCUCUGUGAAGAUCUGUGCAUCAAUGAGCAAGUGGUGUACAAAAAAUGUCUUUACUAUGAAAAAGGCAAAAAGGUCAUCAAAGCCACCUGGCGCGGCAUCCCUGUAAUCCUGAAAUCAAAGCUUGAAAACUUCUCUGCUUAUGAAACUUUUGGACUACUGGAUUACCAGGAAAUGCAGGACAUUUCCUCUAUGGAUAUUAUUUUUCUUGCAAUGUUACAGAUAAAAAACUCCCUAGGGCUUGAACUGAAGAACACAACCAUACCGACGAUAUGGGCCAAGUACUUACAAGGAAGAGCAGAGCCAUUUUCCCAGGCAGAGCUGGCCACUAUGUGGUCCCUUCUCCAGCAGGAGGAGUAUAUGUUUUUUAAAAUGUUGCAAGACUUAAGCAGGCACGUAGUAAAAGUUAUGGGCUCGUGUGGCCAUUUUUAUGCUGUUGAGUAUCUUGUGGCAGGACAUGCUUGGAAUCAGAACCUGUUUGCCAUAGAAGAACUGAUGGACUCACUGAGCUAUGAUCGCCUGACCUCAAGAGGUGCCAUCCAUAAAAUUGCACUUAGCUUUUUGGACAUGGUGAAGCACUUUGAGAACGACUUUUCAUACCUUCUCCACCUCUGUGACAUCAAGCCAGAAAAUUUUGCCAUUAGAAAAGAUCUAACAGUUGUAGCCAUAGAUGUGGACAUGGCUUUCUUUGAGCCUAAAAUGAAGGACAUCCUGGAACAGAACUGCACAAAUGAUGCUGACUGUAAUUUUUUUGACUGCUAUUCCACAUGCAAUGUGAAGACCAGAAGAUGUGGUGCAAAGCGGAUUAACAGUAAUCUGCAAGUCAUUUGUGACAAAAUAUUCCGGCACUGGUUUUCACCCAGUCUCAUUGACGCAAAAGCUAACCUUCCCCUUCAAGUCCAGCUGCAACAAGCAGUGCAAAGAUGUGCAGAACCACUGGACAGUGACCAGGAACAGAAAAGACUCUUCUCUGAGCUGUACAAGCUGCUGCAGACCAGCGAGAGACAACUGCAUGAAUGAAUUCUACAAGACAAUUCAUUUGGGCUGUGAAGCAUCACCGUCGUUACUUACCCUAUCAUUUUAUUCUUGAUAACAAAUUCAUUUUUUUGGUCUUGAAUACAUUUGUUAUAACUAAUACCAGUCAUUGUAAUACUGACCUUGUAUCGUGAAUGUUAACCCCUCAUGCAUUCUUAUCUGUAUAUGUAGCAUAUUGAUUUGUUUUUGUGACUUGUAGGGAUGCUCAUGACACAUUCCUUAAAUAACUUGAAGGUGACUAAAAUAAAUAAAAAUAGUCAUUUUUAAAAUUUGAACACUCAA
This is a messenger RNA of Polypterus senegalus (gray bichir), 2026 nucleotides long. RefSeq names its product divergent protein kinase domain 1C (gene dipk1c). The transcript is spliced from 4 exons. The record is from RefSeq and is a predicted model, not a curated record. NCBI's taxonomy places the organism in Eukaryota, Metazoa, Chordata, Cladistia, Polypteriformes, Polypteridae. The coding region runs from base 491 to 1729 and encodes 412 amino acids.